Messenger RNA from Vicia villosa (hairy vetch), 636 nucleotides. RefSeq lists its product as uncharacterized. The transcript has 7 exons. The coding region runs from base 1 to 636 and encodes 211 amino acids. The record is from RefSeq and is a predicted model, not a curated record. Lineage: Eukaryota; Viridiplantae; Streptophyta; Magnoliopsida; Fabales; Fabaceae.
AUGCAUACUCAUACCGUAACAAGAUUUUGGGAUUGGAGAAUUAGUGGUGAUUUAAAACCAGUUAAAAAUCAAGGGAAAGGAGACUAUUGUUUUGCUUUUGCAUCAUGUGCGGCAGUCGAAUUUCUAUAUCACCGCCACCCAGAUUUUGGACAAAGAGUGUUGCUUUUCCCUCAAGAUAUUUGGAACAAUUUAGUUUAUCUGAAUCGAGUAAUGGCAGACUCUCCAUCCUUGGAAAUACUUCAACAAUCUGUACCUUUAAAUGAGCGCCAGGUUAAGAUGAGAAUUGAGACAAUUAUACCGGUCCUAAGGAAGAAUAUGGAGCAUGAUGUAUAUCAUUAUGGACCUGUAAUCGUGGAUGUCAAUUGGAAUGAUGAAAUGAAUAACAUAUCAGGGGAUGUGAUAUAUCGUGGACCUCGUCUUGCAUCCGCCUUUGACCCAGAACUAAUUAGUUCCAAAAUGCAUACUCAUACCGUAACAAGAUUCUGGGAUUGGAGAAUUAACGGUGAUUUAAAACCAACUCUUGUUUUGCUUUUGCAUCAUGUGCGGCAUUCGAAUAUCUAUAUCACCGCCACCCAUAUUUUGGACAAAGAGUGUUGCUUUCCCACCAAGAUAUUUGGAACACUUGAGUUUAUCUGA